This is a messenger RNA of Branchiostoma belcheri (Belcher's lancelet), 3748 nucleotides long. RefSeq lists its product as uncharacterized. Gene Ontology annotation, molecular function: protein binding; [protein-PII] uridylyltransferase activity. NCBI's taxonomy places the organism in Eukaryota, Metazoa, Chordata, Leptocardii, Amphioxiformes, Branchiostomatidae. Gene Ontology annotation, cellular component: kinesin complex. The record is from RefSeq and is a predicted model, not a curated record.
GAACCAACAGGGUUCUAUACGUACAGGCGCAAACCAACAACAGGCGUCCGGCACUGAGGUCGCGGAGGUACAGUUUAAAGGGAUGACCCUGAAUGACAAAAGGCCGGCCCACAGCCAACCGUCCACUGAUAUGGUCAAGGUCACGACUUCCACAAGGUCACAGCAUCCACAAGGUCGUCCUCAAAGUCAUGAUCUUCCUACUGCAGACAUACCCAGGCAGUGCACAUCCCACCUGCAGGAAGGAGACAAAGCUGUACAGAGGGGAGACCUGGACUCAGCAGAGCAGCACUUUGCAGAGGCACUCAGACUUGUACAUGUCAGAGAUCCAACUGCUCUAAUGUGUGAAAAAGAGGUUUCACCGCUGCACAAGUUGGGCGAUGUCUACUGCAGGCGAGGCUGUCAAACAGGAGACGGGGGAGACUUUGUCAAGGCGGCAGCACUCUACCAUGCGGCACUAGCCAGGUCUAGGAAAAGAGCUUUGAAACGUAAGAUUAACAAAGCAGUUGUAGAAGCAGAAAGACAGUUUCUCCAAUAUGGCUUAGGUAUAGAUAUUAUAACAGAAAGCAUGUAUGGCAGUAACACUCUUACACACAAGGACCAGAUCAGGAAAAUUCGAGAUCAAAUCAAACAGGAGAUGGAAACCAUUGACCAAGACUUGAACCCCUACAUACAUGAUGAGGAAAGUCAGUCAGCAAGAGAGAUAGAAGCCAAGCGAGCUGACGCUGUCAGAAAGUUGUUUGAGAAAAUUGCUGAAGAAAGAAAAGAGUUCAUUGGGCAGCUAGUAGAUGAGUGUAUCUCAGUGAUGCGUCCCCCUCCCUGUAAGUAUGCCCUGAUAGGUUUGGGUUCACAGGCCACAGGACUGGUAACUCCAUACUCAGACCUGGAGUUUGCUAUCUUGGUAGAGGACGAAAAUGACGCAAAUGUCGCGUAUUUCCGUCGACUGACUCACUACCUGCACCUCAAAGUGGUCAACCUGGGAGAAACCAUUCUCCCAGCACUGGGUAUUGAGUCCCUGAACAAUUUUUACUCAGACGACCCACUAGACAACUGGUACUACGACUCUGUUACACCACGUGGGUUUGCAUUUGAUGGGUCCAUGCCAAAGGCAAGCAAGACUCCACUGGGUAGGCAGGGAACUAUGAAUGAACCAUCUAGUGAACUUAUCCACACACCAAGGAACAUGGCUGGUAUCUUAGAAACAGACUUUUCACUGUACCUGGAGGAAGGGUAUCACCUCUGUAGUGUGUUGAGAAACGUUUCCUUUGUGGUAGGCGAGGGUAGUUUAGUAGAUGAAUAUGUUGAGAUCGUCACUAACAAACUGAAGGCUCGAGAUGGAGAGAUGGCUCAGCAGCUGGCAAUGGAGAUCAUCCAUGAAAACGUGGCAAAAGCUGAAGAUCUAAGACUGACUUCUCUCCUCAUUGAUGUGAAGAAAGAGAUCUACCGAUUUCCAUCUGUAGCGGUGGACUGUUUGGCACUCUGCACAGGUAUUCUACCAACCACGGUGUGGGAAACAAUUGACGAAAUGGAAGGUGGGAAAGUUCUCAGUGUAGAAAAUGCUCAUCACCUGAAGGUUCUGGUCAGCAUCUCAGCAGAGCUCAGACUGAGAACCUACAUUGCAAACGGCGGCCAAGAAAACCUGUCAGCCUUGUCAGCCAUGCCAGCACCACUGGGUGAUAGUGAGGAACAAACCGUUCAGUUGCAAAAGGUGUUCUACAUUUCUAAUGUUCAUCAGCUGUUCAGGUAUUAUUUCUCAGCAACCCCUCUGAAGAAGUUGUUGUCAAGUAAACAAGCAUCCUCUGGGCUCAGGCGUCUGCUGAAAAACACCAGAUUAUUUGAGAACUCUCCUGUAGAAAAAGGAAUGAUGUACAUCAGGCUGGGGUACAACAAUGAGGCUGUCGAAUGUUGUGAAAAGGCAUUGGAUAAAAGCAUGGACGUGUCAGCAAGAGCAGAAUUACUGUAUAUGCUGGGGCUUGCUUGUCAGAACAUGGGAGAUCAUGAGAAAGCCAUUGGAUACUUUAACCAAACAAAUCAGCUGUUCCUAGUAUUCAACUUUUUAAGUAUAGAACACCCCAAUAUUGCCAUGUCACUGAUAAGGCUAGGCUCAUCCAGGUAUGAACUGGGUGAUUAUGAGGAAGCAAUCAGCUACUUUCAGGAAGCACUGAGCAUAUGUAGGGAGAUUUACGGACGCAGCAAGCCACACUCAAUCAUUGCCACCGCACUAUCAUUUCUGGGGUUGGUCUUUCAAAAGCUUGGAGACCACAGAAAAGCCCUGGACUACUUUGAAAAGGCAUUGGAGAUGAGUGGAAGGGUCUAUGGUACCACUCAUCCUGACAUUGCCACAUCAGUUCACAAUGUUGGUUUAGCUUGGAAUGAUAAGGGUGAUUAUCACAAAGCCAUCAGUUUCUUUGAACAAGCUCUGAGGAUGAGGAGGAGUUUGUUUGGUCAGAUAUCAGCCCAUCCUGAUAUUGCUGUGUCUUUUCUUAGCCUGGGUUCAACCUGGCACGAACUUGGGAAUCCCCAGAUGGCUAUCAGCUACAAGGAAAUGUCAGUGAACAUGUUCAGAGCUGUCUAUGGAGAGACACAUCCUAAGGUUGCAUCCUCACUCACCAACCUAGGAGCAUCCUGGAAUUACCUGGAUAAAAAUCAGGCAUACAUGUAUCUACAACAGGGACUAAACAUGACCAGAGCUAUCUAUGGUGAUUCACAUCCUGACACUGCGAAUGCUCUUCACAAUCUUGGGUCUGUUUGGUGGAGCGUGGAUGAACAAGACAAGGCAAUCAGCUGCUACGAAGAGUCUCUUCAGAUCAAAAGGAGGAUCUGUGGUCCAGAUAAACCCCAUCCUGACAUUGCAGGCUGUCUCAACAACCUGGGAACAGCUUGGAGUGAACUGGGCAAUGAUAUUAAGGCAAUGGAGUACUAUGAAGAGGCUCUACAGAUGUACAGAAGUAUCUUGGGUCGAGGAAUAGCACAUUCUAACAUCGCAAACAUCCUAAAUAACCUAGGAGGAGCCUGUGAUAACCUUGGUAUUCAUCAAAAAGCACUGAAAUACUUUGAAGAGGCGCUGGAAAUCUACCAAAUUGCCUUUGGCCCUGGAACAGGACACCCUCGGAUUGCAGACACACUGAAUAACGUGGGGACUGCCUGGCUUUGUUUGGGCGACUACAAACAAGCCAUGGACUACUUAGAACAGGCCCUGCAGAUGCACAAAGCUGUCUAUGGUGAAACUACAGCUCAUAGAGAGAUUGCCGCCUGCCUCAGUAACUUGGGACAUGCAUGUAGUAGCCUGAGGGAUUACGAAAGAGCACUGGGCUACUACGAACAGUCACUGCAGAUGUUCCACGCUACUUUUGGUGGAGACAAAGCAAAUAUCUGCAUUAUAAACACACUGCAUAAAAUGGCAGAAUCCUGGAGAGCCAUCGGUAAUCAGAAAAAGGCUAUCGACUACUUUAAACAGACACUGCAGAUGUUCCAGUCCAUGCAUGGUACAGCGCAUCCUAACAAUGCCCCCACACUCAACUAUAUUGGAAUUGCAUUGCUUCGCCUUGGCGAGAUGAGAAAAGCCAUUGAUUGCUUUGAGAGAGCUCUGCAGAUGCAGAGAAACGUGUACGGUGCUCGUGCAGAAAAUCUUAGCAUCGCUUCUUCACUCAAUAACCUGUCCUCGGCCUGGGCUGCACUGGGUCAUAAUCGAAAAGCGAGAGGGUACGCAAAUCAGGCGAGACGAAUGAGAAACAAACUAGCACGUCAGUAG